GAAUUGUUCAGUUCACGCAGCUCGUGCGAGAAAUGGAAAGUAUGGAUAAUGAGGUUGCGCGUCUCCACAGCCAGAUCCGAAGUCAUUACUUGCCUCCCGUCUCCAUCAGCUCCACUGUGGAUACUUCCUUGUAAAUCGGAAACAAUUAUUAAGUGAUAAAGAAAUCUCGAAUAACUAAAGAUGAGGAGAAGAAAAUGCUACCAGUUUAUUGUGAUUGUGUGUGUUCUUAUGUAUGUUUACUAUUUCUUCGGUGUGAGUGACUAUAUGUACACUAAGAGCUUUGAUACAGAGUUCCACUACCCUCUAGAUGUAAACAUUCAGCCAUUGAUCAGCAAGGUGCUCAAUAAUAAGAAGCCGGCGCACCCGCCGAUUAAUGUGUAUCCGUACAAAUUUCUAACAAAUUCAAUAAAAUGUAUGACUCUGGAAAGACUAGACUUGUUCAUCGUCGUCAAAUCGGCGAUGGGUAAUUUUGAUAAACGAAACGGUAUUCGGCAAACUUACGGCCAAGAAAAAUUGAUAAUGGGAAAGAUAGUACGGAUUUUGUUCUUCGUCGGUAUCGAUGACGAGGUUAAAUCACCGCUGCAGAAAAGGAUAGACGAAGAGGUGGCAAUAUUCAAGGACAUCAUCCAGGUGGACUUCCACGACAGUUACUAUAACAAUACGAUCAAGACGAUGAUGUCUUUCCGUUGGCUCUUCGACCACUGUUCGAACGCUGACAACUACUUAUUCACUGACGACGACAUGUAUAUAUCGGUCAAGAAUCUCUUGAAGUACGUUGAUUAUGAAGCGCCGGAGAACCGAAUAGCAAUGCACGGGAGCAAGGGAGACAGGGACUCGGUGAUGUUACACCACGAAGGUCAGAAGAUCAUUUUUGCGGGUUACGUAUUCAAUUCCUCGCCUCAGCGUUUUCGCUCGAGCAAGUGGCACGUUAGCUUAGAGGAGUAUCCGUGGAAUAAGUGGCCGCCGUACGUCACGGCGGGCGCGUUCGUUGUGUCCAACCGUGUUAUGAAAAUAAUGUACGCGGGGAGUUUAUUCGUUAAACAUUUCCGCUUCGACGAUAUCUAUUUAGGUAUUCUGGCGAAAAAGAUUGGCUUAGAACCGACACAUUGCUCUAAGUUCUAUUUCUAUAAGAAGAAAUACAGUGUUGAGGGUUAUCGCGACGUGAUCGCGUCUCACGGCUACGACGAUCCUCAAGAGCUGUACAGGGUUUGGAGUGAACAAUAUUCAUUGUAAAUUUUGAAAGUAAUUACUGUAUUAUAUUCCAAUGGCAGAAUGAGUAAAGGUAAACGAACCGUAGUUUUAAAUAUUCCAUGCGAUUUGCUAAUAGCUCUGCUAUAUUUUGAACUAGAUGUUUCUAAAAUCAACAACAAGUAACGUGUUAACGUCCCACUCCUGGGCAAAGGCCUCCCUUUUAAGGAUGAAUGAGAUGAAUAUAUGUUUAUUCAUAAUACAAAACUAUUGAAUUUAACAACUUAAUACAAGUACUAUAAGACCGUAAUUUUUGCAGUUCCUCCUCCAUUUCGUAGAUUAUUUAUUUUAGAUCUCAACCAGUGACGUCAUUCCAGUUCAAGGUCAACGUUUCUUUAUCUUUACUACUGUCGUUGGAAUAUGCUAUAAAUAGGAAAUUGCCAUAAUAACAUUUGUAAUAUGAGUUGUAACUUUGGAUCUUUUUGUCAUAGAUAUAAGUUGUAAUAGUAAGCUUGAGAAUUUGUUUACAAUUAUAGAAAAAAUCUCUUUUGUUUGUCUGUAUGAUUGCCAAAAAUAUAUUUUAUUUAAAUUAAAUGUAAGGUAAUUAAGUAAGUAUUUGAAAUUAUGUACGGCUAGUGAUUGUCAAAGUAAGGGACACCAUUGAGAGAUCGUUCGAUAAAAAGGUUUUAAGUUGUUUUAUCGGAGUCGUUAUAUAUUUGUUAUUAUGAAUAAGCGUAAUCGAAUAUUGGAAUCUUUUAUUUUUAAGAAAAAAAUAUUUUACAUAAAUUAAGAAAUAUUCUCAUUUUUCCUAGUUACUAAUAAUCCCUUUUUGAUGAUAUUAAAUGUUAACACUAAUUAAUAAACGUUUAAACUGU
Messenger RNA from Vanessa atalanta (red admiral), 2063 nucleotides. RefSeq names its product protein C10-like. Gene Ontology annotation, biological process: post-embryonic development. Gene Ontology annotation, cellular component: membrane. The record is from RefSeq and is a predicted model, not a curated record. The transcript has 2 exons. Lineage: Eukaryota; Metazoa; Arthropoda; Insecta; Lepidoptera; Nymphalidae. Gene Ontology annotation, molecular function: hexosyltransferase activity; UDP-glycosyltransferase activity. The coding region runs from base 181 to 1233 and encodes 350 amino acids.